CCCGCUGUUUGUCACAUGGAAAAUAGGCAGAGACAAGCGGUUGAGGGGUUGUAUAGGUACAUUUUCUGCCAUGAAUCUGCACUCAGGACUCAGGGAAUACACCCUUACCAGUGCCCUUAAAGACAGCCGCUUCCCCCCUAUGACAAGGGAUGAGCUGCCUCGCCUCUUCUGCUCAGUGUCUCUUCUCACCAACUUUGAAGACGUCGGUGAUUACCUUGACUGGGAGGUGGGUGUUCACGGUAUUAGGAUAGAGUUUUUCAAUGAAAAAGGAUCAAAGCGCACCGCCACCUACCUACCGGAGGUUGCAAAGGAGCAAGGUUGGGACCACAUUCAAACCAUAGAUUCCUUACUACGAAAGGGAGGUUACAAAGCUCCCAUCACAAAUGACUUCAGGAAGACCAUUAAGUUAACCAGGUACCGUAGCGAGAAGAUGACAAUGGGUUAUGCAGAGUACAUCGCUCACCGCCAGCACCAUCACUACCAGAAUGGCAUUGGGCACCCUCUACCACCCUACAACCAUUAUUCCUGACAGCGAGCCGCAUGACCAAUCAUUGGACCUCUCCGCGGACCUUUUCCCAGGAGAGCCUGCCCCCUCCUGGUCUAGCUAUUUCUACUACUGUACCAUUUUAUGAUGAUAGUUUCCGUUGCCAUGCUGGCCGUCUCCUAGACGUUGACAUGGCAACGGGUGGCAACGAAGCAUCAUUUGAUUAUGGCAAGAAAUCCAUGUUUCUUUUUCUUUGCCCGUGGUUACGUUUUUGCAGCAUAUGUAUAUCUAUAUUAUAACCCCCUUCAUUCAUAUUUUUUGAAAAUUAAAACAAAUACUUUUAUUAAUCUUACGUAUUUUCAGCAAACCUAAUCAGGUGUUUGAUUCUGUGGAUGGAAGGAAGUCUCUUAAGGUGGGUUAGCCUCGUGCUUAUAUUGUUUAGGCUUUGCUACAUUUUACAUUUACUAAGAAAGUCUUUCUUUUUUCCUCUUAUUUAUCUUACUAUCCAGACAUGUAUACCAUGUAGCAAGGCAACUGCAGUUCUCAAAGGCUGUAUCGUCUCUAUUCCAAUUCCGCUCUCUCAAAAAAAAGAUUGACUGUUGAGGUUGUUUUAGCCUUGUAAACUCUUGUAGUGUUGUAGUUGGAACUAUAUAUUGGGACUUGUAUACUCCAAAGUAUAGAUAAUAGGAUUGUGACGUUUGACCAGGCUAUGCUGGUAGUGUUUAUUGUUUAAGCUCACAAUCGUGUGUAUUUCUGUGUGUGGAUAUAGUUGUUGGUUUGCCACCAGGAAAAAAAACAGCAGAGUCAAGUAGAAAUUGGACUUUAACUAAAGAUUCCCUACAGUGAUUUUUUUGUUUUUUGGAAACCAGCCCCUAAGUAUUUGGAGUGUUUUUGUGGUGGAACCUGGAAACCUUGUUUGGCUAAAACUAACAGCUGUGUUUCAUCUUUUUGUUACAUUUUUUUAAAAGAUAAUUGUGGAGGAAGCCAUUUUGUCUGAGGAUGAUCAUGACCGAUUUGUUAAUUAUCGAUGUAAAAUGGGCUACAAGUGGGUCUGACUUCCCCACAUUGGAGAGUGGGAGCAGAUGUAACUAUAGGUCCCUAGAGGGAUACAAGAGUGUGCACGAACAAUGCUUUCAUUUAAAUUUACUGUGUCUGUUGGUUUCUGAGUUUACUGGCAGGGAAUCACUUGACAGGGACACGCUAUAACUACUUAAAGCCAUAUUCUCUUUUUAUUCCACACUUUGUAAGAGUAGACUCUUGUUUUACAAGUCAAACAAGGUGGUUUCAGUCAUUAGUAGGAUGUUUUCUAUAUUGCCUGCCCAUGUCAUUGUGGAAACUUUGUCUUGCCUUUUCAUAUCCUAGCUAACCAUUGUCACUAAUCAAAGUAUGAUGUAUUAAAAUUGUCAUUUUGAAUGAAGACGCACCACCUUGACGCACAAAGGAAGUGAUCUAAUUAACAUGUUUGUGUCAGUUAGAAGUGCAUGCCAUUAGGCUAUUUAGAUUCAGUUGCAGUUAUGCAUCUAGUUGAUUAGUUGUUGAAACCGCACUUCUGCACUGUUCUCCUGUAAUAGUCUGCUGUUCUGUGAGAUCCCGUUGAUCUGUGUCCACAGCACAGGAAAUGUUUAGAUUUGUGGUCUGUUUUGUCAGCUGUUUGGCACUAGGAUAGCACAUACACAGUUGAAUUAGAUAGAGUUGUAUCUCUGCAUGGGGCUGGACGGCUUGCAGUUACGGUCUACAAAUAACCAGGACUUUGUAUGGACUAAAGAAGCCAUUUGCCAUCCAAAUAUUACUUGUUGUGAGUCACAUCCACACACAGUAGGCUAGUUGGAUUUACUUUACAGAAUGUUUGAACUGUGAUCCACUUGCUUUGGGUUCAGUCUUAGUUUUGCUAACUGGAAUUUUUGAGAGGUUCUUGUUACUGGACCAACAUCUUUCUUCGUAACAGCCUUUACUAACUGACAGGUUAUUUUUCUUUAUGCAAAACGUCAAGGGCUUUUGGCACUCCAUCCACAGUAACCCGAAAUGACCCAGAUUUAAGUUGUGUUGCCUUAAAUGAAUGAUUUAAUAAAUGAUGGAGCAGUAGAUGAUGCCCUGAGUGUUCCUCUGUCCCAUGGUUUGCUCUUUCCCAGUUCCAUCUUCACACCACAGUGUAGGAAAGGGUCUCAGAUGAUGUUUUCCUCACUUGAAUGUUAUGGCUUUCUUUGAAAUGUGGGGGCUCUUGUAUGCCUGCAGUCUCCUGUUUGCUCACGUCUUACCCAGCUGCUGGUCCUCAAUUCUUUCAUUUUAGAAAGCCCCGUAUAGACACAUUCUCUUAAAAUAAUGUUGGGCACUGUGGUGUUGUUAGCCUAAAUGUUUAAACCAUGGGAAGACAAUUUCAUGCCUCGAGUAAAAUGUACGCUUUUAUGAUAAAUACACUACAACAAAAGCUUCAAAGAGGAACUGUCAGGCAUGUAUUUUCUGGUCCAUUUAAUACAGCACAACCUGAAUUUUCCUGCUGCAAAACCAAAUUGACCAUGCUCUUUUACAUAUAUAUCUUUGUAUACACAUGCAAUGUAUUUUGUUGCAUGUAUGUAUGAGUAUGAGACCUAUGGUUUUAUCCAUGAUAUGCUUGAUCUAUGGCUUAGACACUCUUAUUAACCAUUAAGAGAUUUAAAAGACAAAUAUGGUGCUAUCGGACCUCAUAUUGGGGUGGUCACAGCUCGUGACUGGUCAUGCGGACUCAUUGAUCAUAUCAUACUUAAAGAUGCUACAUGUAAGAUUUUCUCUUUAGUAUAUUGCUGUAAAAUGAGUUCUGACAGCACAUUUUAAUAUUGAAGGAUGUGACUGUCACUGAUACAAACAGUAGCUCCAAGAACCUGUGCUUUCAUCAAGUCCAACGGGGGAGAUUUUGGGAUCAAUUCCCUAUGGGAAAAACAGACCGAUAUUCUUACACACAUAAUGAAGAAGUCGUCCUUGCAGCAAACCCGUCAUAGGGGCUAUGGAAUGUACUGUUAAUGGCUGUUAUUACAAUUUAACAAUGAUAUAUUGAGAGAAAAUCCUACAUGUUACCUUUUACUAUCCUUGAUAUAUGCAGAUCUGUUCAACAGGUGUUUUUUUUUUUUUUUUUCCUACCAGUGCAAGUCAACACCCCUGCAGGUUUGAAAGGACAAGAAGUCACAUGUAGCCUCCUUCCCCUUGAUUACUCCCCCACUCUAUGGCCCGACCUCAUGGCCUAGUUUGUCAAGGUAUGAUGUGUGUCGUUUGGUAGAUGGUGGCAGUAGUAGUGGUCGUUGCCUCUCCUGGAAGAUUGGAUGCUGCUAUUUCAGAGCACAUCCUCUGUUUUCCUUUAGCUGCUGAAUCGUUUGACCUCCGCUGAAAAGGCAAGGUUUGAUUUAUUGACUAGUAAAAAGGUCAUCAUGUUGAGACUUUCACAGCCUCUCAAACUAUGUUGAAGGUAAGCAUCUCCUAUAAUGGGAUGCAGAGUUAAUGUUUUUACGUAGAACACGCAGAAAAUAGUCCUGCUUCUGUACUGAUUAACUGUUUAAAGCAUUGAUACCUCAUGGGAUAUGAUGGAACGACGUGUAGUUUGUUGUAGCAGAUUGUGUUUCAGUUCCAUACCAGGGUUAGAGUUCAGCCUCAGCAUUCCUUGUGUGAUCGUUCUCAAAUUUCGCGGAAUGCUCAAGCUCAUGUUACCUUCGUAUGUUUGACUGAACCAAAGAUGCCAGCGGCCAUGCCCAAAUGCUGCUCUUCAGGCCUGGCUUCCUGUCCUUCCAAAAGACACCCCUGCAAUUGACAAAAUGUUCUUUGUCUUCUUUUUUUGUGUGCGCGAUUUCUCAACUGUCUUGACUUAUUAAGCAAUCCAAUUUUUCAAUGAAUUUUCAUUGUAUCUAUCUCUGAAGCCGUACAUGGCAUCAAGGAUGGUUAAAAUGGUUGCAAGUUGUUGUUACUUGUUUUGUUUAUUAUUAUUAUUGGUAUUAGUAUUAUUAGAAUUAUUGCUAUAAUUUACAAAAAUGAAAAUCCCAUGGUGUGCCUCCUAGCUUUAUGGGUUUAUAAAUGUUUUUCCCUAAAGACCAGCAGUUAUACUUUGUAUAAAAGAUGGAUUUUUCCUUAUUUUUUAUGCCAUUAAAGAUGAAAAAGCCUGUUUUCUUUACUCUGGACCCAGUAGCUGCACUGGUAUACAAUCGCACUGAUAGAAGAAUAAAAAAAAAAAAAAAAGAAUCGAUAAUAAUAAUGACAAAUGAAAUAAGAACUACAAUAAACUUGUGUUUGAAACUUUUAUUAAAAAAAAUUUAAAAGAAAAUAAAAAAAGAAAAUGACUGUUUUUGUACAUCAAAAUAAAUUCUUUUCAAAAUAAUAUUUUGGAUCUAGUUUCAAAAUUAUUUUAGUGGUUUUCUAUGUUCUGAAUUUUUCAGACACUGACUUCCAAGACGUGUCGCUGUACAAAAUGACUUUUUUCUGUUGCAGUGGCCUGAUGGGCUGGGAGGGUUGCCUGGUGUAACUCCUCAUACCAACUUUUAUUUCUUUUUCUUUAAAUUUUUGGAUCUUUUUUUCUCUGCUUUAGUAAAUUGAAAAAUGUUGAUGGAAUAAUAUGAACUGGGAACUUAAAAUCCAUCCCCUGUAGAGCUAGACCCUUCAUCCUUUCCUAUUGAAUUGCUGUUAGUGUGAUGCGACUUGAAAUGGGCAUUUAUAAUGAUAGUAUGACCCCCAAAAGAAAAAACAAAAGAAAAAGAAACUAGCAAAAGAAAUGUGUGGGGAGGGUUGAAAGAAUAUAUAUAUAUAUAGAUGGGUUAUCUGAGUAUGUAAGCAAUGGCUGUGAAGAUAAUGUAGUUUUAAACAUUGUUAUUACCUUUUAAAAUCAUUUAUUCAAUAAAAAAUACAAAAUCAAUUGAAAA
Messenger RNA from Micropterus salmoides (largemouth bass), 5355 nucleotides. Its product is annotated as AMME syndrome candidate gene 1 protein-like. Lineage: Eukaryota; Metazoa; Chordata; Actinopteri; Centrarchiformes; Centrarchidae. The record is from RefSeq and is a predicted model, not a curated record.